UUUCGAUUGACGAUUUAUGUGCAUCAGUGGGGCUAUGUGGUACUAGUGGUUAGUACUUUUGCCUUACAACAAGAGGGUCAACGGUUCAGUCUCCAACACUUGAAAACCACGUCUGUAGAUUUGAGUAUGUUGUUUUGCUGUACAAAAAGCCAAAGUAAAUGCAGUAAAGUUUCUUCCUGAUAAUGAGCUCACCGCUGUGUUAGAGGGUGGAAUUAAACCAGGGUUAAUGAUGGAAAAACAUUUUUAUUCAUUUUCCUGCUUGACGUUACUCAUGUUCUGGUUGGAGUUCCUCUCUGUGUCCAUACUUGGUUCUAGACCGGACCAGUGACAUGACCUCUGGUGCUUUUAUCUCAUAAAUGUCUACAGUUACACAGUGACACUGUUGUUGUGGUGAAUUCAAGGUGAAAUCAUACCUAUUUCUGUGCGUGACCACAGCGAGUGACACGCUGUUAUUCACAGGAUUGAUCCAGCUCCCGCUCUCGUUCGCAGGUGGCCACAUUACUCUGCUAACCCCCAGGAAAGAUGUCGCAUCGAAGUGGACAAGAGGACCCAGAGCGUUACCUGUUCGUAGACCGGGCCGUCGUGUACAACCCGGCCACGCAGGCCGACUGGACGGCCAAGAAGCUGGUGUGGGUUCCAUCGGAGCGCCAUGGCUUCGAGGGGGCCAGCAUCCGGGAGGAGCGCGGCGAGGAGGUGCUGGUGGAGCUGGCCGAGAACGGCAAGAAGGUGGUCAUCAACAAGGACGACAUCCAGAAGAUGAACCCGCCCAAGUUCAGCAAGGUGGAGGACAUGGCGGAGCUCACCUGUCUGAACGAGGCGUCCGUGCUGCACAACCUGAAGGACCGCUACUACUCUGGGCUCAUUUACACGUACUCCGGCCUCUUCUGUGUGGUCAUCAACCCCUACAAGAACCUGCCCAUCUACUCGGAGAACAUCAUCGAGAUGUACAGAGGGAAGAAGAGACACGAGAUGCCUCCACACAUCUACGCCAUCUCCGAGUCUGCGUACCGCUGCAUGCUCCAAGAUCGCGAGGACCAAUCCAUCCUCUGCACAGGCGAAUCAGGAGCUGGAAAGACGGAGAACACCAAGAAGGUCAUCCAGUACCUGGCCCACGUCGCCUCGUCACACAAAGGACGCAAAGACCACAACAUUCCCGGUGAGCUGGAACGCCAGCUUCUCCAAGCCAAUCCCAUCCUGGAAUCUUUUGGCAACGCAAAGACGGUGAAAAAUGACAACUCGUCACGAUUUGGAAAGUUCAUCAGAAUCAACUUCGACGUCACAGGCUACAUCGUUGGCGCCAACAUCGAGACUUACCUCCUGGAGAAGUCGAGGGCCAUCAGACAGGCCAAGGACGAGAGGACCUUCCACAUCUUCUACCGCCUGCUGGCCGGAGCAGGAGAACAUCUACGGACCGACCUGCUCCUCGAAGGCUUCAACAACUACCGGUUCCUGUCCAACGGUAACAUCCCCAUCCCCGGUCAGCAGGAUAAGGAGAACUUCCAGGAGACCAUGGAAGCCAUGCACAUCAUGAGCUUCACCCACGACGAGAUUGUCUGCAUGUUGAAGGUGGUGUCUGCGGUGCUGCAGUUCGGGAAUAUUCUCUUCAAGAAGGAGAGGAACACGGACCAGGCCUCCAUGCCUGAGAACACAGCUGCACAGAAACUCUGCCACCUGCUGGGAAUGAAUGUGAUGGAGUUCACCAGAGCCAUCCUCACCCCCAGGAUCAAGGUGGGGCGGGACUACGUUCAGAAGGCACAGACCAAAGAACAGGCGGACUUUGCUGUCGAAGCUCUGGCCAAGGCCACGUAUGAGCGUCUCUUCAGAUGGCUGGUCCACCGCAUCAACAAGGCCCUGGACAGGACCAAGCGCCAGGGGGCGUCGUUCAUCGGGAUCCUGGACAUUGCUGGUUUUGAGAUCUUCGAGCUGAACUCAUUCGAGCAGCUCUGCAUCAACUACACCAACGAGAAGCUGCAGCAGCUCUUCAACCACACCAUGUUCAUCCUGGAGCAGGAGGAGUACCAGAGGGAGGGCAUCGAGUGGAGCUUCAUCGACUUCGGACUGGACCUGCAGCCCUGCAUCGACCUCAUCGAGAGGCCGAACAAUCCUCCUGGUAUUCUGGCUCUGCUGGACGAGGAGUGCUGGUUCCCCAAGGCCACAGACAAGACCUUUGUGGACAAGGUUCUGCAGGAGCAGGGAACACACACCAAGUUCCAGAAGCCACGUCAGCUCAAGGACAAAGCUGACUUCUGCAUCAUUCACUAUGCAGGGAAGGUGGACUAUAAAGCCGACGAGUGGCUCAUGAAGAACAUGGACCCGCUGAACGACAACGUGGCCACACUGCUGCACCAGUCCACCGACAAGUUUGUGGCCGAGCUCUGGAAAGACGUCGACCGGAUCGUGGGUCUGGAUCAGGUCGCGGGCAUGAACGAGACGGCCUUCGGCGCCGCCUACAAGACCAAGAAGGGCAUGUUUCGCACGGUGGGUCAGCUGUACAAGGAGCAGCUGUCUAAACUGAUGGCCACGCUGAGGAACACGAACCCCAACUUUGUCCGCUGCAUCAUCCCCAACCACGAGAAACGAGCCGGUAAACUGGAUCCACACCUGGUCCUGGACCAGCUCCGAUGUAACGGCGUUCUGGAAGGGAUCCGUAUCUGCAGACAGGGCUUCCCAAACCGCAUCAUCUUCCAGGAGUUCAGGCAGAGGUAUGAGAUCCUGACUCCGAACGCCAUUCCCAAAGGCUUUAUGGAUGGAAAACAGGCCUGUGAAAGAAUGAUUAAGGCUCUGGAGUUGGAUGGAAACCUGUUCCGUAUCGGCCAGAGUAAGAUCUUCUUCCGGGCCGGGGUCCUGGCUCACCUGGAGGAGGAGCGCGACCUGAAGAUCACCGACAUCAUCAUCUACUUCCAGGCCGUGUGCAGAGGUUACCUGGCACGAAAGGCCUUUGCUAAGAAGCAGCAGCAGCUCAGCGCCCUGAAGGUUCUCCAGAGGAACUGCGCCGCAUAUUUGAAGCUGCGUCACUGGCAGUGGUGGAGACUCUUCACCAAGGUGAAGCCGCUGCUGCAGGUGACCCGGCAGGAGGAGGAGAUGCAGGCCAAGGACGAGGAGCUGGUCAAGGUGAAGGAGAAGCAGAGCAAGGUGGAAGGAGAGCUGGUGGAGAUGGAGAGGAAACACCAGCAGUUGAUGGAGGAGAAGAACAUUCUAGCAGAGCAGCUGCAGGCAGAGACAGAGCUGUUCGCAGAGGCGGAGGAGAUGAGAGCUCGCCUGGCCUCCAAGAAGCAGGAGCUGGAGGAGAUCCUUCAUGACCUAGAGUCCAGGCUGGAGGAGGAGGAGGAGAGAACCCAAGGCCUGCAGAACGACAAGAAGAAGAUGCAGACUCACAUCCAGGACUUGGAGGAACAGUUGGAUGAAGAGGAAGCUGCCAGACAGAAGCUGCAGCUGGAGAAGGUGACAGCUGAGGCCAAGAUGAAGAAGUACGAGGAGGACAUUUUACUGCUGGAGGAUCAGAACUCCAAAUUCCUCAAGGAGAAGAAGCUGAUGGAGGAUCGAAUCGGUGAGUUGAACACAGAGCUGGCCGAGGAGGAGGAGAAGGCCAAGAACCUGGGCAAGCUGAAGAACAAGCAGGAGAUGAUGAUAGUUGACCUGGAAGAGAGACUGAAGAAGGAGGAGAAGACUCGUCAGGAACUGGAGAAAUCCAAGAGGAAACUGGACGGAGAAACGUCCGACCUUCAAGACCAGAUCUCUGAGCAGCAGGCCAACCUGGAGGAGAUGAAACUUCAACUGAACAAGAAGGAAGAGGAGCAGCAGGUGAUGCAGGCCAGGGGUGAGGACGAGGUGAGCCAGAAGAACAACGCCCUGAAGCAGGUGAGGGAGCUGCAGGCUCAGCUGUCGGAGCUGCAGGAAGACCUGGAGACGGAGAAACAAUCCCGGAACAAGGCCGAGAAACUCAAGAGGGAUCUGAGCGAGGAGCUGGAGGCUCUGAAAACUGAACUGGAAGAUACUCUGGACACCACGGCCGCCCAGCAGGAGCUCAGGACCAAGCGAGAGCAGGAGGUGGCAGAGCUGAAGAAGGCCAUCGAGGAGGAGGGUAAAAACCAUGAAGGUCAGAUCCAGGACAUGCGACAGAGACAUGCGACGGUCCUGGAAGAACUGUCUGAGCAGCUGGAGCAGGCCAAGAGGUUUAAAGCAAAUCUGGAAAAGACCAAACAGAGCCAGGAGACCGCAAAUAAGGAGCUGGCCAACGAGGUGAAGAGUCUCCAACAGGCGAAGACGGAAUCGGAACACAAGAGGAAGAAGCUGGAGGCUCAGCUGCAGGAGUUCACGGCCAGAGUGGCCGAAGGAGAGCGGGCCAAAGGAGAGCUGUCCGAACGCACACACAAACUGCAGACAGAAUUAGACAACGUGUCAGCUUUGCUGGAAGACGCCGAGAGGAAGGGAAUCAAGAGUACCAAAGACGUGGCCGGACUGGAGAGUCAGCUCCAGGACACGCAGGAGCUGCUCCAAGAGGAAACCCGUCAGAAACUGAACCUGAGCAGUCGCAUACGGCAGCUGGAGGAGGAGAAGAACACUCUGCAGGAGCAGCAGGAGGAAGACGAGGAGGCCCGCAAGAACCUGGAGAAGCAGAUGUUGUCACUUCAGGCUCAGCUCUCAGAGAGCAAGAAGAAGCUGGAGGACGAGGUGGGGACGAUCGAGGGCCUGGAGGAGGCCAAGAAGAAGCUGCACAAGGACCUGGAGCUGUCCAACCAACGUCUGGAGGAGAAGACCAUAGCUUUUGAGAAGAUGGAAAAGACAAAGACUCGACUGCAGCAGGAGCUCGAUGACCUCAGCGUGGACCUGGACCAUCAGAGACAGAUCGUGUCCAACCUGGAGAAGAAGCAGAAGAAGUUUGACCAAAUGCUGGCUGAAGAAAAGAACAUCUCAGCUCGCUACGCUGAGGAACGUGACCGAGCCGAAGCGGAGGCCAGAGAAAAGGACACCAAGGCUCUGUCCAUGGCCAGAGCUCUGGACGAGGCGCUGGAGGCCAAGGAGGAGCUGGAGAGAGCUAACAAGCAGCUCCGCGCCGAGAUGGAAGAUCUGAUGAGCUCGAAGGACGACGUGGGCAAGAACGUCCACGAGCUGGAGAAGUCCAAGCGUACUCUGGAGCAGCAGCUGGAAGAGAUGAAGACUCAGCUGGAGGAGCUGGAGGACGAGCUGCAGGCCACAGAGGACGCCAAGCUGCGUCUGGAGGUCAACAUGCAGGCCAUGAAGGCCCAGUAUGAGAGGGACCUUCAGGGUCGAGACGACCAGAACGACGAGAAGAAGCGAGCGCUGGUCAAACAGGUGCGAGAGUUGGAGGCAGAGUUGGAGGACGAGAGGAAGCAGAGAGGACUGGCUGUGGCCGCGAAGAAGAAGCUGGAGAUGGAUCUGAAGGACGUCGAAGGUCACAUCGAAGGAGCCAACAAGGCUCGGGACGAGGCCAUCAAACAGCUGCGCAAGUUACAGGCCCAGAUGAAGGACUACCAGAGGGAACUGGAAGACGCUCGCGCCUCCAGAGACGAUAUCUUCGCCAUUUCCAAGGAAAAUGAGAAGAAACUGAAGAGUCUGGAGGCUGAGAUUAUGCAGCUCCACGAGGACAUGGCUGCAUCUGAGAGAGGACGACGUCACGCAGAGCAGGAGCGGGACGAACUGCAAGACGAGAUUUCCAACAGCACAUCUGGAAAAGCUGCUUUGAUGGACGAGAAGAGGAGGCUGGAGGCUCGGAUCGCUCAGCUGGAGGAAGAGCUGGAGGAGGAGCAGGGCAACAUGGAGCUGCUCAACGACCGCUUCAGGAAGUCCUCCAUGCAGGUGGACUCCCUCACCACGGAGCUCAAUGCAGAGCGCAGCUCGGCGCAGAAGAGCGAAAACGCUCGGCAGCAACUAGAACGUCAAAACAAGGAGCUGCGGGCCAAACUGGGAGAACUGGAGGGUUCUGUGAAGAACAGGUUCAAGGCCACCAUCACUGCCCUGGAGGCCAAGAUAGCCCAGCUGGAGGAGCAGAUGGAGCAGGAGGCCAAGGAGCGCGCGGCUGCCAACAAGAUCGUGAGGCGAACGGAGAAGAAGCUGAAGGAGGUCUGCAUGCAGGUGGAGGAUGAGAGACGUCACGCCGAUCAGUUCAAAGAACAGGUGGAAAAGUCAAACUCUCGUAUGAAGCAGCUGAAGCGUCAGCUGGAGGAGGCGGAGGAGGAGGCCACACGGUCCAACGCCUCCCGCAGGAAACUGCAGCGGGAGCUGGAUGAUGCCACUGAAGCCAGCGAAGGCCUGAGCCGUGAAGUUCACACUCUGAAAAACCGCCUCAGACGUGGAGGCCCCAUCAGCUUCUCCUCCAGCCGCUCAGGCCGCCGUCAGCUGCAGGUGGAGGGAACCUCCCUGGAGCUGCUGUCUGACGACGAGCUGGAGAACAAGACGACUGACAACAAUGCCAACGAGACACCGGCGCCCCCUUCAGAAUAGAUAGAACUUUGGCUUUUCUGUUCACGCAUUGCUCCUUUCUCAUCACACAAAUACACACAUGACCCCCCCGACUGGACAGACAUGUUCUCCCCCAAAAACACACAGCAUGAUCUAAGCAAGAACCCUCACCCGAUCCACCCUCAGCAAACACCAGCAGCAGGAGCCCACCACCUCAUUAGGUUGACCCCAAACACCACUUCACUUCUGCGGAGCUGAUCUGAGCAGCAUCUUCCAGUUAAAGCAGCUUUUUAAUAAAAGUCCGAUGCAUUUGUUCACGUGUUAGAUUUCAGCCAAUCACCCGUCUUCUCCUGAGACUCAGUCCACGCCCACGCACGUGUGAAUGAUGUGCAAUGGCUGAGCAGGAUCAGACGGGGGUUUGGAAGUGACCCCUCCGACCUUUAGCUUUGAGCCCCUUCCCACCUCCCAACCCACCACCCCAGUCCUACAGUUGGACUGUUUGCUCGCCUUUAGAAACAUCGUGACUGUGCGCUGCCGUGUGGCCUCACCUCUCCACGCCCGUCCUUUUUCUUUUUCCGUGGACCAGAGUUGGUUCCUCAGAUGUUUGACAGUAGGUCAGUGUUGACUUGUAACCGAGUGAUUAGAAGCGACAGACACGUUGCCGUUAUGCUCUUUAUUUUUUUGUUACUAUUUGCCCCCUCCUUUUCUCUGUGCCUUCUUCACAGCUGAACUCUGUAACCAUGUAUGCCACAUAUACUGUUCCUAUAUUAAACCAUGUAUAAUGUCAUGAAGGUAUUUUCAUAAAAUAUUCAUAAAUUUGCA
Molecule: messenger RNA, 7242 nt
Organism: Cynoglossus semilaevis (tongue sole)
Lineage: Eukaryota; Metazoa; Chordata; Actinopteri; Pleuronectiformes; Cynoglossidae
Product: myosin-10
Exons: 40
Coding region: 523-6462 (1979 amino acids)
Biological process (GO): actomyosin structure organization; regulation of cell shape; mitotic cytokinesis
Cellular component (GO): myosin II complex; cytoplasm; myosin filament
Molecular function (GO): actin filament binding; ATP binding; microfilament motor activity
Source: RefSeq, a predicted model, not a curated record